AUGCGGAUUGACAGGGCGGAAACUACGCUACCAAUUAAUGUGGCUGCAGAGGUCGACGAAGAAGUUGGACUAUCCCUGGACCCGCCAAUUGGCGAUUUUAUCAUCUCGCCAGCGAUAUUGUCCGCGAAACAGCCUCUAAAGCUCGUGCUCCAAAGGCCUGUGACCGAAGCGAAAAACGUGACGACCGAGAUCAUCGCCUUGGGUUUGAUCAGUGGUGACGAGCAGCGGAUUCGGUUGAAUCUGAGCUUGGUUCCAAUUGAAGCUGUGGCCACCACGGCAGCUGCCAGCUCUGCUGAAAAAGCGGCCGCGCCAAGCUUUGAAAAUAAAUUGGUCGAGCUCACGAUCGCAGAUGGUCAAGAAAAUAAGGUUAUGCUAAAGAUUCUCAACCCGAGGGCCGAAAAGCCGAAAGUUCAAGUGUUCGGAAGCGAGGCGCACGUGAAGUUGUUUGAGAUUCGACAGGAUGAAGAAACAAUUACCGCCAGUUGGCUGGGCUGUGAGAAUUGCGAGCUUCCCCCCAAGAUGACCCUCGGAUUGAUGGCCCGGUAUCCCGAUAAUGGGCACACGAUGUCGGCUGUGGUUUUGGCACGCGUAACAAAGGCCGAAGUCUUCCGGUUUGUUGAGAAGGAUUAUAAGACGGUGAUUGUGGAGGGGGCAAAAUCGACGGAGAAGAUGCUCAAAUUGCGGGCCAAAAACGCUGGAGAGCAACAGCUAUCCUUCUCUCUCGACGACCAGAGCGGCGUUCUCAGCAUCGACCCAGUUUCCGGAAUCGUCCGUGUUCAGCACCCCGAAUUCGUGUCCCGCGAAUUCCUGGGCGAGCAGUUCGAGGUGACCGCCAGGGCCCAUGCCGGCGAAGCGGAAGCCAUGACGAGGAUCCGAGUCAAGAUCCGCCCAAAGCCAACGGAAGCCGUAGCCAAGGAGGAGCCCACCAGUCACGCCUUCAAACUUGCGGCUGGUCAGCGAAUUGUUGGAGAACUUUCCGAUUCAGCUGCUUGCGAACGUAGCCUGCAUGAGGGAGAUUCGGAAAGGUUUUCGAUCAAUUCUGACGGACAACUUUCGUAUGUUGGACCACUCCAGAAAGAGGAUAAAGUCUAUACCUUCAAGGUAUCCUGCUUGACCUCAAACCGCCUUGUCAGCGAGGAAAUCGUCGCCGUCGAGGUGGCCGGCUUCGGCUCGUCCCCACCUACCGUAGACCCGGAGCGUGCCGUCAUCAGUGUUCCGAGUUGGCUGGAAGAAGAGCGUGAAAUCGCGUCACUGCGGAUUCGUGAAGACGAUCUUGAUGCUGACCUGGAAGUCACGCUGGCUGUCGAGGGGGUUACAGAGCAGGGAGAAACUGUGCUGUUCGAGAGCAACGCCUUCUCCGUGACGCCAGGGCCAGAUGGGCGGUAUUCUGUGAAAAUGAAGGGGAAACUGGAGCCAGAAGGUCGACCGGCAAUUCUCAAGCUCCGAGUCUUGGUCGCCGACAAGACGCACCCACUUGAAGUGAAGGCCGAAGCAAACCUCACCCUGCUCCCAUUCGAUGCGGGCCAACGUCAGGUUCGGGAUUUCUGCGCCUUGAAUCCGUUGCCAGACGAGAUCGUCGCCUCGGGACCGGGAUAUCUGUAUACAGUCUCGACGCACGGGUGCAGUGGCGCUGUAAAAUGCAGCUAUGCUGUCGACCUGAUGCCAGGACUACGGAUAAACUGGACGACCGAGGAAUUGGCUCGUCUGGGUGGCUUCUUGAGAACAACUUGGGAAGAUGGGACUGUCAGCAGUCGGGUGCUCGUUGUCAAUGUUGAAGAUGUGAACGAGCAGCCACCAGUAUUUGUUGAAAACGCGAUGGAGGCUAUCGUAUAUGACGAUAUGCCCUCCGGCAGUGUUAUUGCUAAAGUCAAGGCAUCCGAUGUCGACACUGAUAAGCUGACCUACAGUUUGAAUUGCACGGCAUGCUAUAACUCCAUGGAGAUUGGCAAUGACGGGCGGUUGAAGCUUACGAAGGCCAUCAGCGGAAACAUAGCUGAGGGGCCGGUGAAGGUGGUUGUGAGCGACGGAAAGCACCGCGUUGAGCAGCCCAUAAAAAUCAAGCAUGCCGAAACGCCAAAGUGUUUGCCGCGUUUUGGUGAUGUCGCGCGGUUGCGGAAUCUCGUCGGGAAGGGGCCGUCGCAAAUCGUACUCUCUGACAAUACACCAGCUGACGAUUGCCAAAUCAGCUACAGCCUGAAAAAUCGGGCCGACAUGUUGAAGCAGCUCGAACUCGAGUUUGACGAAUCGAAUGGGACCCUAUCUGUUUCGCGAGUCAAACUCGAGGAUUUGCCGCGUCGGGUGCCAGUGGUUGUUGUCGCCACAUCCGGGAAGCUGACCAAAGAGAUGGGAGUCGAUCUGUUGAUUUCUGAGGAGAGCAACGAUGAUUUCGAAUUUGCUGUGGAGGAAUUCGCUCUGCAGGUCCCCGAAAACGCCGAGAAAGGCGAAAUCCUUGGCAAGCUUUAUGCUGUCAACGGCGGAAAACCAAAGCGAGUCUACUUCUCUUCAAACUCAACGAAGGAAUCGCCUAUUGCCCUGGAUGAGUUGAGCGGUGAAAUUAUGGUCAAAUCUGCGUUGGAUGCCGAUAAGCAAGCAGCACAUACCUUCGUCGUCACCGCCCAAGAUAAUGAGAGUCGGAAGGCUAUCGUUCACGUUGCCGUCGAGCCGACAGGCGGUCGUCGACCAAGGUUCCCCAUGCAGGAGCUGGUAUUUGGGCUGCAUUUAAAGUCACCGCCCGGCUUGAUCAUCACUACUGUAGCCGCUCCGGAAAUUGAGAGGAAAGCAGAAGACAACACGACAUCCACUACCUACCGCAUGUUGUCAACGACAUUUGUGCUCGAUGGUAAGGAACGGGACGCCAACGAGGCGUUCGUGCUGAACCCGACUACUGGAGAGCUGAAGCUCGAGGCGCAAUCACUAGACCCGUACGAAAACGGUGUUUUCUUCAUGCAAAUCGAAGCGAUCGGCAAUGAGAUUUUCGUAUAUAAAGAUUCCGAUGUGUUGGUGGUAGAGACAGGAGAAGCGCCGCUUCUAACCUUCUGGGAAAUGGUUGAGAAGAUCUCCAGUUCCCUCUCACAACGGCUAAACCUUGGGGUGAUCCCCAUCGAGGUAGAUGUGCAUCGCGUCGAGGAUCGUCCCGUUGCGGACACCUCAGAUUUGCAUUUUCUACUCUUCGACGAGACUAGUAGCCUUCCACGUCUCCGAAGCGGAGCCCUUGGCCUGGCUGGGCAGGUCUCGGCACUAGGAGCUGAACGUGAGCCUGUAGUCCACGCGCAAGUCCCCUUCUCCGUCAUCAUCCUCAUCGCCGUCUUCUUCGUCUUGUUGGCAACUAUCCUGGUGGUAGUCCUAGUUCUACUAUGUCUCGAGCGAGCCAAGUACCACGAGGAAAAACAGCUGAUCGAGGACCACAAGGCUUUGAAUACAGCCUUGGCCCAGCCACAACCGAGGGUCGGAACCCUGCGGCUGCUUUUCGAUGGGAUGUAUGAACGUGGCGACAGCAAGGCGCCAGAGUACUCAAUCCAAGAGGUGAAGGUCGACGUCGCCGCGGAGAAGGAGCCAUACGGAAGAAUCGGAGAUGACGAUGCUUACGGCGUCGUUGACAAGAAGAACGCUCGCGCUUCCAAGCCUAAAAGCUCAAACCCAGACUAUUCCACCGUAUACGGGGAACUA
Messenger RNA from Mesorhabditis spiculigera, 3666 nucleotides. Lineage: Eukaryota; Metazoa; Nematoda; Chromadorea; Rhabditida; Rhabditidae. The record is from the annotation of a GenBank genome assembly.